This is a messenger RNA of Rotaria sp. Silwood2, 3672 nucleotides long. NCBI's taxonomy places the organism in Eukaryota, Metazoa, Rotifera, Eurotatoria, Philodinida, Philodinidae. The record is from the annotation of a GenBank genome assembly.
AUGGCAGAGUCAACAAAAAAUUCUGAUAAUAAUUUAUUUAAAAUUUAUUCAACACCUUCAAAUGAACAUUUAGUUUUUGCAGAAACUCUUCGUGAUUGGCGUGAUCCUUUAUUACAAGGUUAUGAUCCAAUACCAGUACCACUUUGUCCACGUUGUGCUAUAUGUAAAUGUCAAUCAUUAAAAGAUUUUCGUAAUAUAUCAUCUAGUUCUAUUCAUCAUCGUGAUCAUGGUCAUCAUCAUAAACAUGAUCCAUCAUGUCCAGAUUUUCGUCAUCAACAUGAGCGAGCUAAAACACCAAUUCAUCAGCGUACUAUUACUAAAUUUAAACGACGUGCUAUUUCACAUGAUCCGUCAAUAACAGUGCUAAAUACUUCAUCAUCAUCAUCAUCUAUAAUAAAAUCAAAAUCUGCUGAACAUUCUCCAUUAAUUCAUUCAAUGGAACGAAAAAAAUCGUCAUCAAAAAUACCGGUAAGAGUUUCAACACCAAUAAGUAAUUAUUCACCAUCAUCAUUAUUAUCAUCAAUUACUAAAAUUCAAUCGUCAAAUAAAAAAACAAAAAUUCCACGAUUAAUAUUCACGCCUAGUUUAUCAUCAUCAACAAAAACAACUGAUGAUCUAUAUGAAAUAGAUAGUUUGAAUGAUGAUGCUGAUCGAACAUCGCAAAUCAUAUCUGAUAAUGAAACUACAUCAUUAAAUGAGAAUAGGAAUAUAAAAACAAAUCAUAAUCAAUUAAAUAAUAUGGAUGAACAAAUAUUAAUAAAAAAGAAGAAAAAAAAUAAACAUAAUAUAUCAAUAUCAGAUAAACGACAACGACGAUAUCGAUAUAAAGAAGGUCGCCAUUCAAAGUCUAAAUCAACAUCGAAUGAUUUAUCAACAUCUAGUUCUUUAUCAUCAUCUUCUUCACAAUCACUUUCUCCAUUAAGAAAAAAAUCUCAUUCAACAAAUCGUCGAUCUUCAAAUUGUCAAACACUUUCAUCAUCGUCAUCAUCAAAUACUUCUGAAAAACUUCAAUCAAAACAAUAUUCUCAAAUUCAUCAACAUUCAGGAUUAGUUUCUACUAAUCAAUCAAAUCAUUUAUCUCCUCAAUCACCAUCAUCAUCAUCAUCAAUUUAUCUUAUACAAGUAACAAAUACAAAUAAUCAAACAAAUUCAUUUGGUUUAACAAAAACAAUUCCAUAUGUUUGGAAAAAUCGAAAUAUAAAUAAUAUCGAAGAUGAAGAAAAUAAUAUUUAUCCAAAAUUUUCAAUUGAACAAAUUCCACCAAUAAUUAAUAAUAAAAAACGUUCUCUACCAAUAUCAUCACGAAAUAUAAUUUUACAACGUGGUCAAAUUGAUUAUUGGCAAAAUUUUGAAACAUUACCUGAUUCUAUUCUUACAUCAUCAUGUCAAAAUUCUACUGGAUCAGCAUCUAAUUUACUUUAUUCAUCAACAUUAUUACAACAAAAUAAAAAUCAUAAAAAUUCUCAUGGAAAUAUAAUAUCAAUAACAACAACAAAACGUUAUCAACCAUCAUUAUUAAAUAAAACAAAAGAUAUACAAUGGAAUAUUGAAGGAAAUGGUAAACAAUUUCGAUAUUCAAAAACUAAAUGGCAUAGUGAUCAUCAUUUACAUAAACAUAAUCGUUUAAGAAAAAAAUAUCAAAAACAAACUUUAUCAGAUAAUCAUACAGAUACUGGAUCAUCUAGUGAACAAAAUAAUCAUUCGGCACCAUUCAUUUUUCAUCAGAAAAAUAGUACAAAUCUAUUAAACAAGACUCACGAAGUAUUAGAAAAAUCUUCAAUGAACACCAAUUCAAAACAAAUAGAUUCAAUUGUACCUGAUUAUACAUCAUCUCAUCGUAAUAAAACUAAAGCAUCAUUAUCUAUAAUACCUAAUGAAAAAACUAAUCAUUCAUCAUCAACACCUUCAUCAAAACCUGUUCAUAUAUCUAAAUCCAAACAAAUAUCAUAUGCUAGUACAGAUGAAGAUGUUGAUGAAUUAAAUUCUCAUUAUUUUGAAGAUAUUGAUCGAUCAAUAACAAAAAUUGAAGAUUAUCGUGAAAAAUUAAAUACACGUUUAUUAUCUUCAAAUAAUGAACAAAAUAUAAAUCAAAUUAAUACAACAUAUCGUUCAAGAAUAUUAUCAACAGAAUAUUCACAAAUAACUAUAGAUUCAGGUGUUGAUAUUGGAAGUGAACAAAAAUUUUAUCAACAAAAUACAACAUUAACUAUUGAUGAACAACCAUCGGAACAAAUAACAGAUCAUAAUGAUUUAUUUAUAUUAUCAGAUGAUUCAUUAAUUGAAAAAGAAUCUAAAUUAUCUAAUAAACAAUUUGUAAUAAAUAAAUCUAUUAUAGAAAAAAGUGAACCUACAAUAAUAUCAAUAAAUAAUAUUCAACAUGAAAUUAAUAAUUCAACUAAAAAUAAUUUAUAUAAAACUUAUGAACUUGAAAUAAUAAGUGAUGAAGAUGAAGAUAAUGAUUUAAUAAAAUAUAAUUCAAAUGAAUUAAUAAUAACAUCAGAAAAACCAUUAUUAAUAAAUCAUUCUUCAAUAAUUCCUUCACAAUUUCAAUUUAAAUUACCAACAUUCGGUGAAUGGAUAGAUCGUGCAUUUACAACAUUUCUUUCGGAUACAAAUCAACAUCAAUCAGAAUCAAUAUUAUCAAGUCGUUCAUCAUCAAUUGUAUCAAUGCAUACUUCACAAAGUACAAUUAAUACAUCAUCAUCAUCACAAAUUAUAACUGUUCUUGAUAAUUUAAAUUUACAAAAUAUAUCAAAAAAUGAUAAUAUUGAUCUUCCUCAAACACAAAUAUUUACAUAUGAUGAAGAACAAGAUGAUGAACAUAGUUUCAAUGAGGUAAUAAGCGACAAAAGAAGAAUGUUAAACUAUGAUGAUGAUAAUAAUAAUGAUGAUGAUGAUGAUACAAUUCCUAAUAAAAUACCAACAAUAAAUACAAAUGAUUUGCCAUCAUAUAUAGUCUAUGAAAAAUUUCAAUACUCUUCAAAUAGUCAUGAUUCAUUAGAUCAAUCAGAUCAUCAUAUAGAUACAACAACAUCAUCAAUUGAUGAUUUAACUAAAACAAAUCAAUUUUUAACAUCAACAUUUUAUUCAAAAGAUUCAGCACUUGGUUUAUCCGAUGAUAAUUUAAAUUAUUUACAAACAAAUCAAUUAAUUAUAUUUGAUGAUGAUAAUAAUAAUAAUAAUAAUAAUAAUAACCAAGAAUAUAUUUCAUCAUUGUUUCAAGACAAUAUUGUCGAUAAUAUUGAAAUACCGUUUAAUGCAAAUACUAAUGUUAAUAUUGAAACUAUGCAAAAAAAUGAUACGAUGAUUUCGAUUAAUAAUGAAAUACAAUUAAAUGAAAAUGAAAAUGAUGUUGAACGAACAAUAUCAACAAAUUCAUCAGAACACUUAAUACCAAAAGAAAAGCAAACUGAUUCACAACAAUUACAUACAGAAUCAGCUUCACAAUUUGAACGAGCACGAGAAAGUUUAUUAUAUAGUGAAACACCUAUUCGAUUAGCACGAGCAAACAUGGCUGCAUCUCGUCUUUCACCUCGUUUAGAAAAAAAAUCUUAUGUAUCAAAUAAUGUAACACUUGCUGAAUUAUUUAAAUAUGAACAGUCAUUAACAAAGGAAGCAGCGAAAAAUAAUCGAAAUAUUUAUUCAAAUACCAAAACAAUUAGUGAAUCUUAA